This is a messenger RNA of Funneliformis geosporum, 331 nucleotides long. Lineage: Eukaryota; Fungi; Glomeromycota; Glomeromycetes; Glomerales; Glomeraceae. The record is from the annotation of a GenBank genome assembly.
AUGGCAAGGAAAUUAUCAGGACUUAUUCAUUCAUCACAAGGAUGUGAGAACCUGGUUGUUUGUAAUGUGGUUGUGCAUUUUGAAGAAAUCCUUGAUACGGUUGUACCUCAAUCUCAAUUGGUUAUCUCGCGUCAAGCUUUUCGCAAUAAUGCUAGCAAGUAUUUCAUUAAUGGACGACAAAGCAAUUACACUGAAGUUACAAAUGAAGCACCAAAUAAGCAUGAAGAUGGACUCUUAGAAUUUCUUGAUGACAUUAUCGGAACUUCUAAAUAUAAAAUCCCACUUGAAGAAGCAAAUGAAAAGCUUGAAUUAUUGGAUAAAGAACAUUUAU